CGGAAGUGUUCUGUGAAUGUGUGAAGCAGGUUCCGGAGGCAGGGAUAAAACAUCAUAAUGGCAUCAAGAGGGAAGACUGAGACGGGGAAACUGCGGCAGAAUUUGGAAGAACAAUUAGAUCGACUAAUGCAACAGCUUCAGGACCUCGAGGAAUGCAGGGAUGAAUUGGAUGCUGAUGAAUAUGAAGAAACAAAGAAGGAGACUCUAGAGCAACUCAGUGAGUUUAAUGAUUCACUGAAGAAGAUAAUGUCUGGAGACAUGACUCUGGUGGAUGAGUUGAGCGGGAUGCAACUGGCAAUUCAAGCAGCUAUCAGCCAGGCCUUCAAAACUCCAGAAGUGAUUAGGAUGUUUGCCAAGAAGCAACCAGGCCAGCUGCGGACACGGUUAGCCGAUAUGGAUCGAGAUCUCAUGGUGGGCAAGCUGGGACGUGACCUCUAUACACAGCAGAAAGGUGAAAUCCUCACUGCGCUUCGAAAACUGGGAGAAAAGCUAACAGCAGAAGAAGAAGCAUUCCUAUCUGAGAAUGUAGGUGCUGCUCUCAUCCAUUUUCAGAAGGUCUCGGAAGGAUUGGGAUCUGGGGACAAAGUCCUGGCUCUGGCCAGUCUCGAAGUGGAGAAUGUCAAGAUAUAAGCAUGCAUCGUGGAGCAGAAAUCUACAUUCUCUCAUGGGAAGACAGUUGGACACUUGGGACAUGUUUUCAUAAAAGUGUUUGCACUUGUUUGGCAGUAUUUGUUUCACAAUGUGUUUCACAAUCCCUCCGGACUGGCUCCCUUUUUAUCCACAUGGGUAAUUAGGAUGACUGACAUUUAUAUAUUUUUACUACACGCUGCAAAGUGCGGCACAAUCCUGCUCUCAUUACUAUUAGGUAUCUUAAUAUUGCAAUUGUUUUCUGUAAUGUGUUGUGCAUGCCUGUAAUAGGUACUGAAUGGUGACUUUUUUCCUACUAUCAAUAAACAGUUUUGGUUUUUGUA
This is a messenger RNA of Pelobates fuscus (common spadefoot toad), 971 nucleotides long. It is a transcript of the gene LZIC, whose product is annotated as leucine zipper and CTNNBIP1 domain containing. The coding region runs from base 58 to 630 and encodes 190 amino acids. NCBI's taxonomy places the organism in Eukaryota, Metazoa, Chordata, Amphibia, Anura, Pelobatidae. The record is from RefSeq and is a predicted model, not a curated record. The transcript is spliced from 7 exons. Gene Ontology annotation, molecular function: beta-catenin binding.